Messenger RNA from Knipowitschia caucasica, 399 nucleotides. Lineage: Eukaryota; Metazoa; Chordata; Actinopteri; Gobiiformes; Gobiidae. The record is from the annotation of a GenBank genome assembly.
AUGAGAGACAACCUACUCUUUAUGGGAAUCAAAGAACAACCGAACGAGACUUACAAGACAUCGGAGGGACUCGUCAGGUCUUUCUUGCUUCAUCAGCUGGGUUUAUCCGAGGACGAAGUUGAGGCCAUACAAGUGGACAGGGCACACCGACUGGGGGAGCGCAAAACCGUAGCCUGCACUGACCAUAAUUUGAAGAGAGGAAAUGGGGAUCAUGGCAAACAGAGUGCCACCAGUCCCAAUGUGGUCAACCAAGCCAGGGCAAAGUUCAGAACGGUGGCCAUCAUCGCCAGAAGCUUCGGCUCCUUCACCCCGCGGCACAUCUCGCUCAAAGAGUCCACGGGAAAGCACACAGGGAUGAAAUACAGAGCGCGGCCGAGCCCCUCUGUGCACGUGCCGUGA